This is a messenger RNA of Larimichthys crocea (large yellow croaker), 1633 nucleotides long. Its product is annotated as major histocompatibility complex class I-related gene protein. Gene Ontology annotation, cellular component: external side of plasma membrane. The transcript has 7 exons. Lineage: Eukaryota; Metazoa; Chordata; Actinopteri; Sciaenidae. The record is from RefSeq and is a predicted model, not a curated record. Bases 12 to 1151 code for a protein of 379 amino acids. Gene Ontology annotation, biological process: immune response.
CACCUCCCUUCAUGAGCACUGAUCAGAAAACAGAACAGAUGAAGCAGCUCGGUCUUUUCACAACACGUCUUCAUCAAAACAAGAUGAAAAAAAUAUUUUUGUUGCUUCUCUUUUGUCAAGUUUCAUCAUCAGUGAAACACUCCCUGAAAUAUUUCAUAACUGCAUCUUCUGGAGUCACAAACCUCCCAGAGUUUGUGGCAACUACAGUCUUUAAUGACGUUCUGAUAGGUUACUGUGACAUCAACACAAAGAAACUAGAACUAAAACAGGACUGGAUGAAAAAAUUAGCAGAAGACAAUCCUCAGCAGUUUGAGUUCUACCGUAUAGCGUGUUUUCAGAGCCAGCCAAACAGCUUCAAAUCCACAAUAAAUGAUUUGAAGCAGCUCUUCAACCAAAGUGAAGGCGUCCACAUUUUACAGAUGAUGAGUGGUUGUGAGUGGGAUGAUGAGACUGGAGAGGUUCGUGGUUUUAAUCAAUAUGGUUAUGAUGGAGAAGACUUCCUAUCAUUUGACCUGAAGACAUCAACAUGGAUCGCCCCUAAACCACAGGCUGUCAUCACCAAACAGAGAUGGGAUGCUGACAAAGCCGGAAUAGAAUUCAUUGUGAAUUACCACACACAGAUUUAUCCUGAGUGGCUGAAGAAGUAUGUGGUCUAUGGCAGCAGCUCUGUGGUGAGAACAGAGCUUCCCUCAGUGUCUCUCCUCCAGAAGACUCCCUCCUCUCCAGUCACCUGCCAUGCUACAGGUUUCUACCCUGACAGAGCCAUGAUGUUCUGGAGGAAAGAUGGAGAGGAGUUUCAUGAGGACGUGGACCACGGAGAGAUCCUCCCCAACCAUGAUGGAACCUUCCAGAUGAGUGUCGACCUGAACCUUUCAUCAGUCACUCCUGAAGACUGGAGGAGGUACGACUGUGUGUUUCAUCUCUCUGGUGUAAAGGACGACAUCGUCACCAGAUUGGACAAAGCAGAGAUCAGGACCAACUGGGAGAAGCCGAGUCACAUGACCGUCCCCAUCACUGCUGCAGUGGUUGUUCUUGCUGUCGUCCUCGUCACUGUCACUAGAUUCAUCAUUUACAAAAAGAAGAAAGCCUCACGUCCUCCAUCUCCUCCUGACAGCUCUGAGCUCUCUGAGGAACUGAAUCCAGAGACUUGAAUGACAAACACACUCAGGGAGUUUCCUCAAGUGUCAUGUGACAAAAAUAUAGACCAAAUCAGGCAUUGCAGUGACCUUCAGCCUUUUUAAAUCGAGCUUAAGACCCACUUUUUUAGAUUGGUGUUUUAUUCUGACUAGGGCAGUACUGUUUCUCAGAUGUACUCAUUCUGUCUGCUCCUUUCUAUGUAUUUCUGGAAUGCUUUUAAUACCCUGCAGCACUACAGCACCUUUAAUUGUAUUUAUUUGUUAUGUAUCUGUUAUGUAUGUUAUGUAUGUAUGUGUAUGGUUUAUGGCUUUGUUGUAAAGCACUUUGGGUACCAUUUGGCUAUUGUAAAGGGCUAUACAAAUAAACUUGAUUUGAUUUGAUUUUGGUGAGUGAUGGAAUUUAAACUAGCUUAAAUAUUGAACAUGAUACCGUGGGCAUAAGGAACUUUUGUCACAUUUUACUGUGUAUUAAUGAAUAUAAAUGAAUCCAAAUCAAA